AUGGAUAGGUCUUACGAUUUCAAACGCCGGGCCACGCACUGGCAGAUGAUGAUGCGGGAGGCAACCCGCGAUACCCAGGCAGCCUCUCCGGAACAUCAAACAGUCGACAGAUUCUCGGUUAUAUCUGCGGACGUGUUUGCGCAGCUCAGGACGCUGAAGGAGAUUAUAUCACCCUACACCGUGUUGGCCCACGCGGGCCACGGGUCGAAAGAGUCAAUCGGUGGCCACGUGAAAAUACCCCUGUUGCCUAACGCUAUGGGCUACAUUCAUGCCAAACGCGCGCUGUUUGAGCAAACGGAUAUCAAAGAUAUUGUGCACGACACCAGACAUGCUGGCGAUCUUAUAAAGCAGAUGGCCACCAGUAUCGAGGAGGAGCUGAAGCGCAUGAGGCGCGGCACCAUUUCAAGACAACUCCAGGAACACAGGCUUGGCGUAAUUGCCUGCCUGCAGCACACCCUUAAGGCGGUGGAGUCUGCCGUGGAGGAGUAUGAGCGCUAUCGCCUGAAAGUUGAAACGAACGUCACUGCCUCGCUGCGGCUAAUGACGGAAAACCAGGUCAAAGAAUACCGCAUACGCAAGGGAUAUGGGGCAGAGGGAAGUGCCGACAAACAAAUUAUCGCACAAGAUUACUUGAAGUUGUUCAUGGAAGAAUCGAACCGUGGCAGUACACUUGCUAGGGGUGAUGGGUCAGCAGCGCAAGGUAGCGAAUCCGUAUCCGCCUCAACCUCCUCUUCUCCUAGGCUUGGCCCAUCUAUGCACGCUGGAACCAUAACGCCGGCGUUGCGGCGGCAGCCAUCGGUGCAGAUGCCGCAUAUGCCCGUAUACAUGGAUUACGUUGAUGCACCGCAGGAGCAGAACACGCAGGUGCUACAAAUGCAGCACAAAAACUUGGUGGCCCAUGUUCAGCAGUCGAUACAGGCUAAUGAACUCAAAACAAUCAAUGGGGUCCAACAGAGGCUGUCGGAGAUAUCGUCGAUGUUCGAACAGUUCAGCGGCACGCUCGCAGUGCAGCUCGACAUGUUUGAGAGCAUAAACGCCAACGUGCUUGAGUCAUUGAGCAACAUCGAAACCACGGAAACGUCGUUGAAGAAAGCGGAUACGGAGGGAAUGCCGUACUAUCAGCUCCUCAUGUGCUACUCCUUCAUCGGUUCAGCGGUGUUCCUCCUAUUGGUGGAUUACCUCAAGAGCUCAAGGGGAAGCUACAUAUUGUAG
Messenger RNA from Babesia ovata, 1212 nucleotides. RefSeq names its product polyribonucleotide nucleotidyltransferase. The transcript has a single exon. Gene Ontology annotation, biological process: retrograde vesicle-mediated transport, Golgi to endoplasmic reticulum. The coding region runs from base 1 to 1212 and encodes 403 amino acids. Gene Ontology annotation, cellular component: endoplasmic reticulum; SNARE complex. The record is from RefSeq and is a predicted model, not a curated record. Lineage: Eukaryota; Apicomplexa; Aconoidasida; Piroplasmida; Babesiidae.